CAGCUGCCCACAUAUAUAAGCCACAACAAACAGUCAUCUGCUUUCUCUAUAUCUAUAUUCCAGGGCCCUCAUCUCUCUCUCUCUCUCUCUCUCUCUCUCUCUCUCUCCCUCUCCCCAUCAAACACUGUCAGUUUUCAAAAGCUUUCGCUUUCCCCCUCUCUCCCCACAAAAACAGGAGGGAAGCGCCUGGGCGAUUGAUUUAGGUUUGGAAUGGAGAUUGCUUCGGAGAAGCUGAGGGAUUUAAGCCGGCCGAUUGAUGUGCCGUUGCUCGAUGCUACUGUCGCUGCUUUCUAUGGAACUGGAUCUAAAGAGGAGAGGAAUGCUGCGGACCAUAUAUUGCGAGAGUUGCAAACAAAUCCUGAUAUGUGGCUCCAAGUCGUUCACAUUCUUUCAAAUACACAGAAUCUCAACACCAAGUUUUUUGCUUUGCAGGUUCUGGAAGGUGUAAUCAAAUAUAGGUGGAACGCUCUGCCUGUUGAGCAACGAGAUGGAAUGAAGAACUACAUCUCUGAUGUUAUUGUUAAGCUUUCAAGCGAUGAAAUCUCCUUUCGCCGGGAAAGGCUGUAUGUCAACAAACUUAAUAUUAUAUUGGUUCAGAUCUUGAAGCAUGAGUGGCCUACUCGGUGGCAGAGCUUUGUUCCAGAUCUGGUUGCAGCAGCGAAGAGUAGUGAAACGAUUUGUGAGAAUUGCAUGGCCAUUUUAAAGCUAUUAAGUGAAGAGGUAUUUGAUUUCUCAAGGGGUGAAAUGACUCAACAGAAGAUUAAAGAGCUCAAACAGUCAUUGAACAGCGAGUUUCAACUCAUCCACGAGUUAUGCUUGUAUGUACUAUCUGCAUCUCAAAGAGCAGAGCUUAUCAGGGCUACGCUUGCCACACUGCAUGCAUUUCUUUCUUGGAUACCUCUUGGAUAUAUCUUCGAGUCUACUCUGCUGGAAACACUUCUUAAAUUCUUCCCCACGCCAGCGUUUCGGAAUCUGACUCUCCAGUGUUUGACAGAGGUAGCAGCUCUUAGUUUCGGAGAUUUCUAUAAUAGCCAGUAUGCUAAAUUGUAUGGCAUAUUCAUGCUACAAUUGCAGGCUGUUGUCCCUUCCAGUUCAAAAAUACCUGAAGCCUAUGCAAAUGGGUCUAGUGAGGAACAGGCAUUCAUUCAGAACUUGGCGUUAUUCUUCACCUCGUUUUUCAAGUGCCAUAUACGAGUUCUUGAGGCAACACAGGAAAAUAUUACUGCUUUGCUUGCCGGUCUAGAAUAUCUCAUUGACAUUUCAUACGUGGAUGAUACUGAAGUUUUUAAGGUGUGCUUGGAUUAUUGGAACUCCUUGGUAUCAGAGCUCUUCGAGGCACAUCAUAACAUGUAUAAUCCUUUAGCAACAGGAAGCAUAAUUGGACUGCAGAUGCCAUUGCUUAAUCGUGUUGCCGGUGGUCUUGGCUCGGAAAUUUUACAGCGCCGCCAACUUUAUGCGAUGCCAAUGUCCAAGUUGAGAUUGCUUAUGAUAUGUCGCAUGGCAAAGCCCGAGGAGGUUCUAAUUGUUGAAGAUGAGAAUGGUAAUAUUGUCCGUGAAACUAUGAAAGACAAUGAUGUCCUCGUGCAAUACAAGAUAAUGAGGGAAACACUUAUCUACUUGUCCCAUCUUGACCAUGAAGAUACUGAGAAGCAGAUGCUGAGAAAAUUGAGCAAACAACUAAAUGGAGAGGAUUGGACUUGGAACAACCUGAACACAUUAUGUUGGGCAAUUGGAUCAAUAUCUGGGUCCAUGAUGGAAGAUCAGGAAAAUAGAUUUCUCGUUAUGGUGAUUCGGGAUUUACUGAAUCUAUGCGAAGUAACAAAAGGAAAAGACAACAAAGCUGUUAUUGCUAGUAACAUUAUGUACGUGGUUGGCCAGUACCCAAGGUUUCUUCGUGCCCAUUGGAAGUUUCUCAAAACGGUUGUCAACAAGUUGUUUGAAUUCAUGCAUGAAACACAUCCGGGAGUUCAGGAUAUGGCCUGCGAUACUUUUUUGAAAAUCGUUCAGAAAUGCAGGCGUAAAUUUGUUAUUGUUCAGGUUGGGGAGAGUGAACCGUUUGUGUCGGAACUUUUAACAACACUUCCUACAACCAUUGCAGAUCUUGAGAAUCAUCAGAUUCAUUCAUUUUAUGAAUCUGUUGGUAAUAUGAUUCAAGCAGAAUCUGACCCCCAAAAGAGAGAUGAAUAUCUGCAGAGGCUAAUGGAGCUUCCUAAUCAGAAAUGGGCUGAGAUUAUAGGCCAAGCACGUCAAAGUGUUGAAUUACUAAAGGACCCAGAUGUUGGCCGGGCUGUGCUUAAUAUAUUGCAGACUAAUACAAGCGUUGCUGCCUCCCUUGGAACUUAUUUCUUGCCACAAAUUUCUCUGAUCUUUCUGGACAUGCUUAAUGUGUAUCGAAUGUAUAGUGAGCUCAUAUCAGCCAGCAUUGCUGAAGGAACACCUUAUACUUCGAAGUCAUCUUAUGUCAAACUCUUACGUUCUGUAAAGAGAGAAACUCUUAAACUCAUCGAGACAUUUCUAGACAAGGCGGAAAAUCAACCACAAAUUGGGAAGCAAUUUGUGCCUCCUAUGAUGGACCCUGUUCUUGGUGAUUAUGCUCGGAAUUUGCCAGAUGCUAGAGAAUCUGAAGUUUUAUCACUUUUUGCUACAAUAAUAAACAAGUACAAAGCUGCAAUGAUUGAGGAUGUCCCUCACAUAUUUGAAGCUUCUUUUCAGUGUACACUUGAGAUGAUCACGAAGAAUUUUGAGGACUACCCUGAGCAUCGGCUUAAGUUCUUUUCUCUGCUCCGUGCAAUCGCUACACAUUGUUUCAAGGCAUUAAUUCUUUUGUCAAGCGAGCAACUUAAACUUGUUAUGGAUUCGAUAAUAUGGGCAUUCCGGCACACGGAAAGGAAUAUAGCUGAAACAGGGCUUAACCUAUUGUUAGAGAUGCUGAAGAAUUUCCAGGCUACAGACUUCUGCAACCAAUUCUAUCGCAGUUACUUCUUGACUAUUGAGCAGGAAAUUUUUGCGGUCCUAACAGACACAUUUCAUAAACCCGGGUUCAAGUUGCAUGUGGCAGUGCUUCAGCACUUGUUCUGCCUGGUAGAUUCAGGUUCAUUAACCGAACCUUUGUGGGAUGCAUCAACGGUUGCUUACCCGUAUUCAAGUAAUGCUAUGUUUGUUCGUGAGUACACAAUAAAGCUGUUGGGCUCAUCAUUCCCGAAUAUGACAGUUGCUGAGGUGACUCAGUUUGUCAGUGGGUUGUAUGAAUCAAGAGCUGAUCUUUCCACAUUUAAGAACCACAUACGAGACUUCCUCGUCCAAUCAAAAGCAUUUUCAGCUCAGGAUAACAAGGAUCUUUAUGCGGAAGAAGCUGCUGCUCAGAGAGAAAGGGAACGGCAACGAAUGCUUACAAUUCCAGGGCUUAUUGCACCUAAUGAGAUACAAGAUGAAAUGUUGGAUUCGUAAUUGUUUUAAAUUGUGCAGAGAAGUGCUAGUUUCCCUAAUUUGUACCAUCGUCUUUCAUGGGAUUUUCGGAUGCUGACAGAACCAAUGGUUGGCAGGUGUAGAGAUUUUUUAGUUUAUAUCGUGCAGGAAUAUAGUGGUAGACCUUGUGUCGUAUGGGGUUUCGUUGUAACCGGAACAAAGUUAAGAAGUUAAUUAUCAGAAUAGGGAUUAUGUAUACAAAUUUAGCAGGUUUUGCAGAUUAUAAAAAUCCUGUUUAGAAAUUUUCUUCCUGGAUUGCUUGCUGAAAAGGUUUAUUAUGCAUAUAUAUUUGCAUAAUAUAGGAUUUUUAAUGUGGAUGGAUUGAGGAAAUUUUGGUUUCUUUUA
Molecule: messenger RNA, 3810 nt
Organism: Daucus carota subsp. sativus
Lineage: Eukaryota; Viridiplantae; Streptophyta; Magnoliopsida; Apiales; Apiaceae
Product: protein EXPORTIN 1A
Exons: 33
Coding region: 211-3447 (1078 amino acids)
Biological process (GO): ribosomal large subunit export from nucleus; ribosomal small subunit export from nucleus; protein export from nucleus
Cellular component (GO): nucleus; cytoplasm
Molecular function (GO): small GTPase binding; nuclear export signal receptor activity
Source: RefSeq, a predicted model, not a curated record